Molecule: messenger RNA, 1407 nt
Organism: Alternaria arbusti
Lineage: Eukaryota; Fungi; Ascomycota; Dothideomycetes; Pleosporales; Pleosporaceae
Exons: 2
Coding region: 1-1407 (468 amino acids)
Source: RefSeq, a predicted model, not a curated record
AUGUCCAGCAAUGUGACCGAGAAUCCGCCCUCGUCAGAUCUUCCUUCGCCGUCUGUAACACCGUCCGCAGCGCCUGCGCCUACGGAGCCUUCUGCUCCCGCCGCCUCGUCCAGCCCGCCUGCAGACUCUCCUUCAAGUCCUGCGCCGGCUUCUAACACGCCUUCAGCGGCCGCGCCCUCCUCAGAGCCUCCUCCACCCGCCUCGAGCGCUCCUCCCGCAUCCAGCGCCGCCCCGACCAGCGACCCUCCCGCCCAGUCGAGCCAGGCACCGCCGCCGGCUUCAUCAGCGGCUCCAGCACCAUCAACAUCGGCAGCUCCUCCCCCAGCCCAGUCGAGCGCACCACCGCCAGCGCAAUCAUCCACUCAGGCUCCUCCUCCUGCUGCCACGACCAGCGCCGCACCAAGCUUCGUCGACACGAGCGUCUUCACUGCCCCGUCGGCUGAACCCUCGACCCAAGUCAUCGUCUCCACCGUGACCCCCACGGGUGCUGGAGAGACACCGUCAGUGGUCACCGUUAUUCGCACUUUUACUCCAGAUUCUCCCACUGCAGCACCAACCAACAGCGCGUCCCCCUCCGGAACAGGUGCCGCUGACCCUUCCAACACCGACUCCACCCAAUUGCAGAAUGCACAAAAGGAGAACGAUGGCGGUCUCAGCACUGGUGGUAAGACUGCCAUUGCUGUCGUCAUUCCCGUUGUUGUCGUUGCUCUGCUAGUCCUAGCCGGCAUCUUCUUCUGGCGCAAACGCAAGCAGCGCCAGAGCGCCGAGGACGAACGCAGGAAAGAAGUCGAGGAGUAUGGCUUCAACCCUAACCACGACCCCACCCUUCCUGCGGUUGGUGGAUUGGCCAUGGCCGAAGACGACAGCGGUUACCGAGGCUGGGGCAACACCACCACCAGCUCCAACCGCAAGAUGUCCACCACCCUCACCUCUGGCAUGACCUACUCGGACAGCAACAGCAACCCCGGCGGAUACACCAGCCCACAUUCUCCCACACACGGUGCCUACUCUGACGCUCACUCCAACGACCCGCUUGUAGACGGCCGUCGCCAGACCAUGGACUCGGACGGUAUCGGCGCCCUCGGUGUUGUCAACGGUGCUGCCGCCGCCAACUCUGCCAACAACCAGGCCGGUGUGCACCGCGGGCCUUCCAACGCUUCGUCGUCAUACUCAGCAGCCAACCACUCUGACAACUCUGGCGACUACCCUGGCAUGGCCAAUGGUCACCCACAGGAGUACUACAACAACCAAGACUACUACCAGAACGGGCCAUAUGCUGCCAAUGAUCCAUACGCUGCCCAACAACAGCCCAUCAUAAGAGACGUAUCAGCACGACGGAACACGAGGAUCGAGAACCCCAGUGUCUUCCCCCAACAAGGCAACUCUGGAAUUGCGCAAAACUUCUAG